Molecule: messenger RNA, 2731 nt
Organism: Amphibalanus amphitrite
Lineage: Eukaryota; Metazoa; Arthropoda; Thecostraca; Balanomorpha; Balanidae
Product: activating molecule in BECN1-regulated autophagy protein 1-like
Exons: 13
Coding region: 119-2731 (870 amino acids)
Biological process (GO): autophagy
Cellular component (GO): intracellular membrane-bounded organelle
Molecular function (GO): protein binding
Source: RefSeq, a predicted model, not a curated record
CCGCUCUCCGCUGACAGGCGGCGCCCCGGCCGCUCUCUGCUGAGCCCCGGCCGCUGUUCGCUGAGCCCCGGCCGCUGUUCGCUGAGCCCCGGCCGCUGUUCGCUGAGCCCCGGCCGCCAUGGCGCUGCUGCUCGGCGCCGAGGAGAAGCCGGCGGAUGUGGCCGGCGCGGCCCAGCCGGCGCCGCAGCUCUGCCACACGCUGGAGGACCGCGAGCUGGGACUGGGACGGCCCCGGCGCCGGCCGCCGCCCCACCGCCGCCUGCUCGACGCCCACGAGGACAAACUGGUCACCCAGCCGCUCAUGGAGCAGCCGUGCCGUAUCCCGGGCAGCGCCAAGUCGACAUUUCUGAUGGCGUUCAGUGGUGACGGGAGUCGGAUCGCCUCCACACACGGCGACCACAAUAUCUACGUGACGGAGGUGUCUAGCGGCGCGCUGCUCAACACGCUGCGCGGCCACCCGCGCAGCCCCUGGUGCGUGGCCUUCCACCCGACCAACAGCCAGCUGAUCGCCUCCGGCUGCCUGGGCGGCCAGGUGCGCGUCUGGGACCUGCACGGCGGCAGCGAGCGGUGGCAGACGGACGCCACGCACGUGAUCGCCUCGCUGGCGUUCCACCCGACCGAUCACGUUCUGGUGAUCGCCACCGGUAACCGUCUCUACUUCUGGAACUGGCAGAACGAGGAGCCGUUCGUGCACUGCAGCACCCUGCGCGCCAGAGAGCGGCUCCGGUACGUCAAGUUCGAUCCGCUCGGCUACAAGCUGAUCACGGCGAUUUCGAACGUGGCGCCGCCGUGGCAGGACUCGCAGGAGCCGGUGCUGCGCGCGCGGCCGGCGGCGCCGGCGCCGGCCGCCGACUCUCCGCCGCCGGCGCCGGCCGGCUCCGGUCCGCCGGCGGCGGCGGCGUGGGUCCCUGCGGACGACGUACUGCGACUGCUGCCGCCUCCCCCGCCCCCGCCGCCGCCGCCGCCGCCGCCGCCGCCACUGCUGGAGCCGGCCGCCCACGAGGGUCUGGAGCUGGCGCGCCAGUACGCGCGCGCCGUGAGCGCGGCCGCGGCGCCGCCCACGGACGUGAUCGCCAGCCUGGAGGCUGACUCGCGCGACAUGCUGAGCUGGGCGCACGGCGUCAUGGACUCGCUGAGUGACCUGAUGGCCGACAUCGGCCCAGAGUCCGGCGCCGCCGGCCGGCCGGCCGCGGCCGCCGAGCCGGUGCCGCCGCCCGGCUCCGGCCACCCGCUGGAGGGCCCGGUGCGCCGACAGCCGGUGCCGGCCGCCGCCGGACGCCUGGGCGACGAGUUCCGCUCGCGACUGGACGCCAUCACCACACACGUGGCCAACAUGCACCGCGCCACCAGACGGUCACGCGUGGAGGCCGGCCGCCAGCAGGCCAGCUACGUGGCGCAGCUGCAGAACAUCCGCGACAUGCUGAGCGCCCUCCAGGAGCAGAUCCGGGCGCUCUACUCGUCCCUGAACCGGCUGCCCGAGGCCGGCGGCGCCACGCCGCCCUGGGAACCGCCGGCGGCCGGCGGCGGCGGCAGCGGCGGCGGUGGCGGCAGUGGGGUGCGGCGCAGCGCCGCCUCGGCGGCGGCCACCCGGCGCGCCGUGCUGCGCCGGGGCGCGCGCCUCCGCACGCGGCUCUCGUCCCGGCCGUACCGCGGCGGCUCGUCGGACGGCGACCCGGCCGACGGCACGGCGCCGGCCGACCCGCCGCCGCCGGCCGAGCCGGACCAGACGGCCGAGCUGAGCUCGGACGGCGCCAGCCGCACACGCCCGCUGCCCGCACACUUUUGCGUGCGCCGCCGCGACCCGCAGCACGUGCGCUCGGCGCACCGGACCAGCCGGGCGCACUCGAGCCUGCGCUGCGCCCACUACCGGCUGCAGCACUCGCUGGCGCGCUGCGAUCAGCUGACGCGGCAGACGCAGCACCAGGUGCUGGCUGCCGAGCGGCAGAUCCGCCAGAUCCUGCGCCGGGCCGCCGGCUCGGAGCCGCUCUCUGCCGAGCAGCUGCGCCGCCGCGGCCGGCAGCCGCCCGCCGCCGCCGGUGCCGGCCCGCCGCCCAGCUCCGCUGACCGGGCCGGGCCGGCGGCUGAUCGGCCCGAGUCGGCCGCGGACCGGGCCGGGCUGACGGAGCGGCCCGGACUGACGGAGCGGCCCGGGCCGGCCGCUGAGCGUCUCGGCUGGGCGGUCGCCGGCGCCAUGGAGGAGGACGACAUGGAGACCCCGAGUCGGCUGCACCGGCUGUCACUGGAGGGCCCGCGGCCGGCGCCUCGGCCGGUGCCGCCGCCCGAGCCCCGCUUCUCCUGGACGCCGCCCUCCGGCAGAGCGCCCGACGAGCGGCGGCCGCUGGGCCCGAUGGGCUCUGAGGAGCGCGCCCUCUGGCUGCGGCGCUCGCCGGCCACGGAGGCGGAGCGCUCCCGACUGCUGGCCAGCCUGCGGCGACAGACGGAGCCGCGGCCGGCCGGCGACUCGCCGUGGUCGGCGGGCGUCUCCGACGACUGGCUGGAGGCGCUGGCGCCCGACCACGAGCUGCUCGGCUUCCGCCGCAACCGGAACCGCAUGCUGCUGGCCGACUUCCUGGAGUGGCGUCGGCGCACGCGGCGCCAGUCGGUGGGGCCGGGCGGCGGCGGCCGGCGACAGGAGGCGGCGCCCGACGGCGGCCGGCUGGGCAUGCUGCUGGACGCCGCCCGCCACCUGGAGCAGCACGACCCGGAGCCGGACUGCCGCGUAUUGAGGUGA